UGACAGAAAACAGCUGCGAAGUGUCGCCGUUGACGUCAUAUCUAAGAGUCGUAUCGUAGUUAGAAGCCUUCGGUUCUGAGGCCUGUUUUUUUUAUACUCAGCAGUUAAACGCGAAUUAUGUUAAGUUAAAACACGUAACUUGGGCCAAACCGGGUCAGAACCAGUCCAUGAAUUUUUGGGGUAUGAUCUGAACCGGACCGAAAACCGGAGAUCACACACCAAUUAGGAGGAAACAGAAUUGAGGAACCAACUAGCGGACUCGCAGCAAGCUGUGACAAGAUGACAUCAAGGAGGUGGUUUCAUCCAAACAUCACGGGUGUGGAGGCUGAGAACCUGCUUCUCACUCGAGGGGUGGACGGGAGCUUCCUGGCCCGGCCCAGCAAGAGUAACCCUGGGGACUUCACCCUGUCUGUCAGGCGAAAUGGAGCCGUCACGCACAUCAAGAUCCAGAACACAGGAGACUACUAUGACCUGUAUGGAGGGGAGAAGUUUGCCACGCUGGCUGAGCUUGUGCAGUAUUACAUGGAGCACCACGGGCAGCUGAAAGAGAAGAAUGGUGAUGUCAUUGAGCUGAAAUACCCACUGAACUGCGCUGACCCAACAUCGGAGAGGUGGUUCCAUGGACACUUGUCGGGACGGGAAGCAGAGAAGCUGCUGACAGAGAAGGGGAAGAACGGCAGUUUUCUGGUGCGUGAGAGUCAGAGCCACCCUGGAGACUUUGUGCUGUCGGUGCGGACCGGAGAUGACAAGGGGGAGAGCAGCGACGGCAAGCCCAGGGUCACUCACGUCAUGAUCCGCUGCCAGCCGGAUCUCAAGUUCGAUGUGGGAGGUGGAGAGAAGUUUGACUCUCUGACAGACCUGGUGGAACAUUACAAGAAGAAUCCCAUGGUGGAGACUCUGGGCACUGUACUGCAGCUCAAACAGCCUCUGAACACGACCCGGAUUAACGCUGCUGAGAUCGAGAGCAGAGUGCGGGAGCUGAGCAAACUGGCCGAGACCACCGACAAGGUCAAGCAGGGCUUCUGGGAGGAAUUUGAGACCCUCCAGCAGCAGGAGUGCAAGCUGCUCUACAGUCGCAAAGAAGGACAGCGAGCGGAGAAUAAAAACAAGAACCGCUACAAAAACAUCCUGCCAUUUGAUCAUACUCGAGUGAUGCUAAACGAUAAGGAAAUCAAUGAGCUGGGCUCGGACUACAUCAAUGCCAAUAUAAUAAUGCCUGAAGUUGAGGUGAAGUGCAACAACACAAAGCCGAAGAAGAGCUACAUCGCUACGCAGGGCUGCCUGCAGAACACCAUCAGCGACUUCUGGAGGAUGGUGUUCCAGGAGAACUCCCGAGUCAUCGUCAUGACAACCAAGGAAGUGGAGCGAGGGAAGAGUAAGUGUGUGAAGUACUGGCCGGACGUGACUGUGCUAAAGGAGUACGGAGCCAUGCGCGUACGCAACGCCAGAGAAACCUCGGCACACGACUACAUCCUGAGGGAGCUCAGAAUGUCAAAGGUUGGCCAGGGGCCCGAUGACGAGCGGACCGUGUGGCAGUACCACUUCCGAGCAUGGCCGGAUCACGGCGUGCCUGGUGACCCUGGCGGUGUGCUGGACUUCCUGGAGGAGGUCAACAUGAAGCAGGAGAGCAUCCUGGAGGCUGGACCCAUCGUGGUGCAUUGCAGCGCUGGCAUUGGACGAACGGGAACGUUUAUUGUGAUAGACAUGCUUAUCGACGUCAUCCGAGAAAAAGGGGUAGACUGUGACAUAGACGUGCCCAAAAGCAUCCAGAUGGUGCGAUCGCAGCGGUCAGGAAUGGUUCAGACCGAGGCUCAGUACAGGUUUAUUUACAUGGCCGUACAGCACUAUAUAGAAACACUACAGCGCAGGAUCGAAGAGGAACAGAAGAGUAAAAUAAAAGGAAGAGAAUAUACCAACAUUAAGUAUUCGUUGACUGACCUGUCGGGGGGUGACCAGAGCCCCCUGCCCCCCUGCACCCCCACCCCCGUCUAUGCAGAUGUGAGAGAUGAUAGUUCCAGAGUCUACGAGAACGUGGGUUUGAUGCAGCAGCAAAAAAGCUUCAGAUGAGGUCAACCCGACUUGAGUUUCAAGUUGAAUGAGAAGAUUAUUUUAGAUUGUUGUAAACCUGCUCCAGAAUGCCUGUGAAACGGUUAAGAGAAUGAAGACUGAAUACUCAUGGUGUAAACCCUUUCAUUGGCCUAUCUAGUUUGUUUUUACCCUGAUGUGAAAACCACUGUGUCCUACAUGGAGCCUGGUCCUUCAAAUCCACUGUGUCCUACAUGGAGCCCGGUCCUUCAAAUCCAUUGUGUCCUACUUGGAGCUCGAUCCUUCAAAUCCAUUGUGUCCUACAUGGAGCCCGAUCCUUCAAAUCCAUUGUGUCCUACAUGGAGCCCGAUCCUUCAAAUCCAUUGUGUCCUACAUGGAGCCCGAUCCUUCAAAUCCAUUGUGUCCUACAUGGAGCCCGAUCCUUCAAAUCCAUUGUGUCCUACAUGGAGCCCGAUUCUUCAAAUCCAUUGUGUCCUACAUGGAGCCUGAUCCUUCAAAUCCAUUGUGUCCUACAUGGAGCCGGAUCCUUCAAAUCCAUUGUGUCCUACAUGGAGCCCGAUCCUUCAAAUCCAUUGUGUCCUACAUGGAGCCCGAUCCUUCAAAUCCAUUGUGUCCUACAUGGAGCCCGAUCCUUCAAAUCCAUUAUGUCCUACAUGGACCUUGAUCCUUCAGAUCUAUUAUUAUUUAUUUUUUUUUUUUUUGUUGAAACAUUCUUCUGAAAUUUGCCAUUUGAACUUCAGCACUUGAAAGGGUUGGGACUGAAAUACUGUACACUUAUUCAAUUUAUAGCCAUUAUAUAUAUAUAUAUAUAUAUAUAUAUUUGAUUUAAUAAUUGCUCACUUAAACUAGCCAACCAGCAUCAUCUCUAUAAAAGCUGUUUUUGAAAGUAUUGACAUUUCUUGUACAAUACUGAAAAAUAAGUUUACCAAUUUAGGCAAGAACAGUUUUGAUGGACAGUGAAUUGUAUGCUUUUUUGUCUCUUACUUUUCCUUUUCUCUCUCUUUAAACCUUUGCAAUAAUUUUUUAAAACUAGACUGGAUGCUUUGUAUAAAAAGGGAUUGAGUCAGUAUUAGACUAAAGCAUCAGCAGUCUGUACGUGACUUCAUUGCACUAAACUCAGUGCUGGGAGAACCGUUGUUUGCGCUGUCCUGAUCUGCCUGAUUGUGAGUACUUUGGUUAUCAUAUAGAAGUCAGGAUUCUGAAAGGGGAUGUUUGUAUCGAACUCAUGCAUCCGUACCUGCCAGCUUUUUUUGUUAAAUUGUCGCAGAGCAGCUAGCAGUGUAGAGACUUGACCACAUAGUCAAAAUAAAUUGCCUGAUUAUUCUCUGACAGCAUUUUUAAGCCAUCGUUUAAGUUGGGAGCAUUCUUUUGACUAAGCUCACUUUGUAAAUGGGGAACUUGAUUUAGACAAAAUGCAUGUUUUUAAUUGGGAAAACAAUUGUCCAACCUUGGAAGAAUUAGGUCUGAAGAAUAAUUAUUGAACAAGUUCUAAGUAAAAGGGACCUAAUAUCUUCUGAUUUGUCUCUGAAUUGAAAGGCAGCGACUGAAGGAUUUGACUGUAUUUUACAUAUUGCUGUAUGGUGCAGUGUUUCAAGUUCAGUCUGGUUUCAGUUCAGUCGCUUUGUGUCAGUUCUGUUUCAUCUUCAAAACAGCCUGCUGCUUGCAAGUCUUUCUUUCAAAAAUUGGGUAUAGAUGUUCACCUUUACCAAGCCAGUGUUUCUACAGUACUACAGGCAUUUUUUAAAAAGGUUUGUAGCGCAAUGCUUGUUUUCAGGGACGUGCUAGCAGUAGCUAGAGCUUCUAGUUCCUCUUACCCAUAUUUAUCUGAAACUGUAAACGCUAGCAAAGGGCCGUAUGCUCUUGGAUUAUGCUUUAUUGAAUAAUUUUCAUGAUCCUGUAAUAGGUAAUACUUCUGUUAUCCUUGGGAGAUGCCUGAGCUCUUCACUGUUUUUAUUUAUUUUUAUGGCCAAUGAUCACUUGAAGUACUGGUAGUGGGUUUAUUAUAGUUGAAAAUGAUAAUGGGGUGUGGUAGAGACACUUGACUUCAGUGUUGAAGCUUUGUAAUGUCCUUUAAUAGCCUGCUAGUAAAGGGGUACUGCACAGUGCGGUUUGGUUUGUUUUUAAAGGAUUUUUGGUGCAAGACCAAAAGUUUGACAGAAAGAAUUAGAACAUGAGACAAAUUCUGCUUCAGUUAUUAAGCAAAUAAGUGGCUAUGCCAGGUGAAUUUGAGUGUGCCACACAUCAUGCGGAGCAGGGUUAAACAGUGAUGGAUAGUGCCACACAUCGUGCGGAGCAGGGUUAAACAGUGAUGGAUAGUGCCACACAUCGUGCGGAGCAGGGUUAAACAGUGAUGGAUAGUGCCACACAUCGUGCGGAGCAGGGUUAAACAGUGAUGGAUAGUGCCACACAUCGUGCGGAGCAGGGUUAAACAGUGAUGGAUAGUGCCACACAUCGUGCGGAGCAGGGUUAAACAGUGAUGGAUAGUGCCACACAUCGUGCGGAGCAGGGUUAAACAGUGAUGGAUAGUGCCACACAUCGUGCGGAGCAGGGUUAAACAGUGAUGGAUAGUGCCACACACCGUGUUGUAAACUUAAUCAGAAACACACUUGGUAUGUGUUGCUAAUUUCUUGUGCGUUGCCUGUUUACAGGCUAAAACUGUGGUCCUGAUGGGCAUUUCUUCCCACGAGCUUUACCCUUUAUUCCCUCUCCUCUCAGAUAAUUUCAUUGCUUUUGAGACGAAUGUCCCUAGCCAACGAAGUUACUGAUUUCACAAUUGUUCUAAAAAUGAUUAUCGGUCACUGCCCUGUUGACCACUAAGAUCAUUUAGAUUUUAUAUAUUAAUUUUUAGUAUUGAUGUUGCCUGACGGGAUAAUGGCAACAUUUCAAUAAAAAAUAAAAGAUUUCUAUCCAAUAUGAACUUCAACUUAUUCAUCAUUGGUGGCCAAAUGUGCUGCUAAUAUGUAAGGAGAAACGCACAUAGAAAUUCCUGUAUACUUUUUUCUGAGAAUAUAAAAUUAGUAAAUGACUGUGCCAUACAUUAUGGUUUUUUAACCCUUCAGAAGUAUAGUACAUUACUGUAUUACAUGUUACUAAUUAACCCCAAAGGUUUUUGCCUUUGCCCUGUUGCUACCAUACAGCAGGUAGCGAUAGGAUUUAGUCCAUUGAAACACAGAGUCCAUCACACUUUGCAGCAGUAAUGGCUAUUUCUGGGAGAAUGUUAAUUAUUUUAUAGUACAGGCAAUUGAAACAGUAGCACAGUUAAAGGAUAUUGCCCUGAAUGGUGAAAUCCUUCCAGCAAUGGUCCAUUAAAUGCAUGGUGGUGAUUUCAUCAGUAUAAUGUGGUAUUAAACAAACACAAAAAAAACCACUCUUUUUUUUUUUUUUUUUUUUGCAAGGAAAAUAUGCCUCAUUUUGCUCCACAGUGGUUGUGUAGGUCUUACGACACUGGUGUCGGCACAUUUCAGAAUAUCGCUUUCAUAACCUCUUUCUGCAGGACUGCAGCUUUCAAUUUGUUUGUGACAUGACGAUCGUGGAUAGGAUAUCCCCAGCAGUCAUCAAGUGAACAGGCUGCUUAUUACAGUCGACAUGUCAAUUCAUGGAUGUCAGUGCAGCACUAGUUUAAAGAAGCCCUGGCAGUGACUGCCUGUGCAUGUCAGUAAUGAUUGGGGGAUUCAGGAUAUACACGCUGGGAGGGUUUUCUCCACAGGUGAUCAUUUUAAUAGUUUCCAGCUAAUUCUACCCAAAAGGAACCCACAGACCUCCAGUCUUGUCAGAUUUUGUGACAGAAAGGCUUUGUGCUUUCUUGAAGGCAUGUGUAUGUCUGACCCAUCAAGGGAGAAGCAUUCUGCUUUUUUACACCUCCUCUGUUUAAUGCUUUUCUGAGACUCCGUUUUUGGCAUUAAUCUUCUUUUGGUGCUGGCUGUCAGUUUGUCGUUGGUUAUUUUAUUUAUUUUACAAUCCAAUAAUAUUGCCACUCAUUGUUCCUCUAUUGAUGAGUACACCAGUAACCAUUAGUGGAAUUGUUUAGAUAGCUAAUCUGUAUGUUUUGUGUUUAAGUAAUGUUUCAUGAAUAUUGGUGGUUAAUUUCACAUGUUAUCUUGUUAUUUGGGACAUGUGUUUAAAAAAACAAGGGAUCUUGUAGUUGCAGCACUCUCCUGGAAUUUGUGCAAAACUACCCCAUUUAGCAUUAACAUAACAUUCAGUGUCCCUAACUUUAGGAUGUCUGUUCAGCUGUAGUGUGACUAAUUUGAAAGAAUGUUACCAGCGAAGCUCUUAGGGUCACAGUUUAUAUUUUAAGGAAGGGAUCUAAUGGCUUUGCGAGAAAAAGCUACAAAAGGGAUUUUCUGUACAGAAUCUAUGCCUCAACGGACAUCACCCCUCGCGAUGUAAGAACAGAAUCCACAGCUGUGCAGUUCCCACCCUGAAAUUGACUUUUUAAAGCCACGCUGCCCAUAUUAAAGGGAUACUUCUUUAUUUUGUCUCCAUAUUUAGAAUUCUUACCUGUUCAGUAUCCUAAUACGUGUGUUCUAUAUAAUAUUCUUAUUGUUGUUUAUGCUUGGAUCAUAUGAUAGGAUAUUAAACAGGUAGGAAAUAACGUGUUAUUAUGGUGAAUAUAUUAACAAUAAAAUAAAGGUAACAUGCAGAUGUUUUUGGCUGAUUUUAAUCUUGGACUGCCUAAUGGUAUCUUAGGUAAGGUAGUCCAAGAUUAGAGCUGAUUGGACAUCUUUGAAACCAGCAGUAUCUGUUUAAGCAGGCAAUGUUGUAACUCUUACAGGUGUUGCAUACAUGGCUGAGAAUCUUGUUUUCCUCCAGCUGCCAAAUUGAGUUUCUCUGCAUUGUGUGUUUUCCACCACAGUGCAGUGCAAUCCCAGCUGUCACUCUUGUGGAGACAAUGACUUGGGGUCCUGUCCACCACAAGUCUGCGUCUCAUGGGGGAUUGACUGUUAGUAUUCCAUUGCUCCCACACAUUUAAAGAGGCAGUCCUUUUUUUGUUUCUUUCUUCAGCUUUAUUCAACCAGCACUUUCUUGUUAAAGAAGCCCUUCAGCCAGUAAUCGACACCUGACAUUAAAUGUGAAUUUUAAUCGCCCUGGAUAUCUUUAUAAAUAAAAAAUAUAAAAAAUGCAAUGUAAACUGACUCUAUUUUUAAAUUCUUAUAUCUUGUAUAUGAAUACCGUACUACAUAGAGGAGAGCAUACUUUAAAUAAUUCAACCGUAAUACCAAUAUUUAUGUAAAUAUAUAUAACCUGGUAAUUACUUUUUCACUAGGAUUUUUAAUCAUACAUUUUUGUUGGAAGUCCUUGGGUUAAAGUAAGCCAUAUAGAGCAGUAGCGAAUUAAGGUUUAUUUAUGUGUCUGCAAAGCGAAUUGUUGCUGAUCACCAUACACCAUCCUUUUUACCUAACUGAGAUAACAAAUGAAUUACAAUUGAGUUCUGUAUUGCCUUUUUGUCCUUCUACAUCAUGUAGUAUACUUACACUAGAUUAAAUAUGUCCUUGUUUUAAUGUACAGAAAUGUUAGUGAAUGUUCUUUUGUUUUCUAUAUUUAUACUGUUCUGUGGGUAUUCGCUCAAUUGCUUUGCUAGAUGUGCUGUGAUUCUUAUUGAUUAUUAUAAGAGUAAAAAAAAGAAAAUGUGUUUGUAAUGUAUCAACACUAAACAUAGGAAUAAAAAAAUCAUUUUAUACAAAA
This is a messenger RNA of Acipenser ruthenus (sterlet), 7731 nucleotides long. Its product is annotated as tyrosine-protein phosphatase non-receptor type 11. Gene Ontology annotation, molecular function: protein tyrosine phosphatase activity. The transcript is spliced from 16 exons. NCBI's taxonomy places the organism in Eukaryota, Metazoa, Chordata, Actinopteri, Acipenseriformes, Acipenseridae. Bases 280 to 2067 code for a protein of 595 amino acids. The record is from RefSeq and is a predicted model, not a curated record. Gene Ontology annotation, biological process: protein dephosphorylation.